Eupeodes corollae is the source of this 3906-nucleotide messenger RNA. RefSeq names its product zinc finger and BTB domain-containing protein 24-like. Gene Ontology annotation, cellular component: nucleus. Gene Ontology annotation, molecular function: RNA polymerase II transcription regulatory region sequence-specific DNA binding; DNA-binding transcription factor activity, RNA polymerase II-specific. The transcript has 3 exons. Bases 306 to 2735 code for a protein of 809 amino acids. The record is from RefSeq and is a predicted model, not a curated record. Lineage: Eukaryota; Metazoa; Arthropoda; Insecta; Diptera; Syrphidae. Gene Ontology annotation, biological process: regulation of transcription by RNA polymerase II.
GAAAAGAAAAAGAAAAACGCAGAAGAAGCAAUAGGCAAAGGAAAAGUUGUGAAUUUUUUGCUGCUGCUGCUCUGCCUCAGCUUCUUCAUCCAGCAGCUCCCCAUUGCCCCACACACCCAUCGGCCCAUCGACAUUUCCUUUGCCUUCGCCAUCGCCAUCGUUCAUCUUCGUCUUGGUCGUCUUCAUCUUUUUCCCACGACCACGACGAAACGUGAGUGAGAAACAAAAAAAACAGCGAUUAACCUGGAAGCAUCAUCAUUCUGAGUUCUUGGAAUCGAAGAAUCCCAAUCUCUGGAGCUGAAGCCAUGGAAUCAACACUAAGUGGAGUCACAUCGAUUCCGCUCUUCCUCGAACUUAAGAACGAUGUGGAUAGUUUGAUGACGCUCAAUGACAACUCGCUGUCGCAACAAAUCGAAUUUAUUCUUCAGGAUCCGAUGCCUGACCGCACACCACCAGCGACUCCGAAGCUGAACCUCGAUUCAAAUGGCUACUUGGUGAGUACAUCUCGCGGACUCUCCGAUGACUCGGAUUUAGGGGGAGGCUGUAGCAAUGAGUACCAAAUGAUGGACUCGUCGGCAGUGAUAAAGGUCGAGCGGAUGGACGACGACGACAACGAUGUGGGUCGCGAGGAGGAGAUCACCACCCUCAACUCGUCGUCCGGACUGAAUCACAAUUCGGAGGAGGGAGGAUCAGUGUCGCUGAUGGACGCAGCCGCCAUUUCGGAGGACGAAGACGACGAGGAUGGCAUCUCGCCAUCGUCGUCCUCCGUGUCCAGUUCCUCGAUCCCCAUCAAAAUUGAGGGGACGCAGACGUAUUAUUUGAGCCGCAGUAGCGGCAGUGGCGGCAGUGGCAAUUCGACCAUCACUUCCGCUUCCACCUACAACAAUCACCACCACCGUCGGAUGUCAUCGAUAGAACAACAAGCGCCCACCAUGAGCGGCGGUGGCGGCGGCAGUGUCAGCAGCCAGUGCAGUAGCACCAGCACCAACAGCAGUACUGUCAUUGCUGGCGGUCCCACCAGCUCCUCGCAUGCUCCCCCACCGCCUCCCACACCACCGCAGGAGUACCAAUGCUUCGAGUGUGUGGAGAAGUUCGACAACAAGGAGCUCUUCGAAAUCCACAAGACUGGACAUGCCAAUAAUAUGAAGUGCGCCAUCUGCAACAUGGUGCUGAAGAGCCUGAAGAACUACGAGAAACACUGCUUGCGCUGCAAGCCGUAUGAGUGCCAAAUUUGCGGACGUGUGGUACGUUUUCGGCCGAAUUUCAUCAAACACAUGCGCGUCCAUACUGGACAGCAAUCGGAGCGACAUAAGUACAAGUGCGACGUUUGCUUGAAGGAGUUCAUGAGCUUUGAGUACUUCAAAGUGCACAAGAAGAUCCACAACGAUAAUGUUAACUUGACCUGUGAGAUUUGCGGGAAGGUAUUUAGCGCACUGGCAUCGUUGAGAGGUCAUUCCAAGCUUCAUUCGGGAGUUAAACUGCACAAAUGCGAUGUCUGCGGCAAAGGCUUCGGUCAACGAUAUAAUCUAAAAAUCCAUGCUCGCACUCACACCGGUGACUUCCCAUUCGAGUGUAAGAUCUGCAAGAAGAAACUCCAUACGCAGUCCAGUCUACAAACUCACAUGCAGACCCAUCAAAAAGAUCAAACAAGCCAAGUAACAACCACGAUCAAAUACGAGCCAUUGGUCGCCGUCAAACUCGAACCACUCGAAUCUCAACAGGAGCAACAGCAGCAAGAGCUGCACCGCCACCAACAGUUACUGCAUCAACACGAGAUGCUCAUUCAGCCGAAACACGAACAAGAACUCGAUGAAGUUUCAAUGUACUCGCACAACCACAACAAUAAUAUUACAACAGCCAACGCAACAACAAGCACCACCACCACCGAGGAAUCCUCGAACGAAUCUCAUCAUGAUAACAUGACACUUGUGAUAAAGAACGAUGUACAAAACGGGCCUCCCACUCAGGUUACAUACGCACAACAACAGCCGCACCAUCUGCGGCACCAACAAAGCCACCAGUUCCAACGGGUCUCAGCAAUAAUUAAGUCCACCGCUGCAUCCAUGUCGUCGCAGUCGCCAAAGUCCUUGGUCAUCUCUCCAUCGCCAUCGCCAUCAUCUUCAUCGUCGUCGUCCUCGUCGUCACAGUCCGCCUCAUCGCCGGGCUCCCACGAAUCUGCUUCGGUUUCGGCAACAGCCUCCACUUCCGGUGGCGUUGUCGCUGCUCACGCUCACACAUCGCUAUCAUCAGUGUCAUCAACGUCAUUGAGACACACAAACGAGAACUCACCGUCCCUGGCCACUACGGCCCUACUAAUCAAAAGCGAACCAAAUCUUUACUCCUCAGGUGAUAACUCCGUUGAUAUGUUCAUCAAAAAAGAAAUAUUCGACGAGUGCUCAGCACCGUCACAGAACUCUCCACCGACCUCGAAAUACCAUACGAAUUUCGAUGGCGACGACCUGGUCGACGCACACGAUCUAACGCAUUCGUUACCUUACUCGAAUCUCUUCGAACCGAACUCGAUUCCAGACAGCAUUCCAGAUGACCUCUACCCGGACGACCCAGACGACUUUCGACUGGACCACAGCUCCUUGGGCCUGCAAUCGUCCACCACCGAUGGGGAUUUCAUCAAAAAGGAGUGGGUGUAUGGCUCCGGGACGGGUUACACGAUCAAUGGCAAGUUCGACGAUGACAGCGACGCUCUCUGUGAUCCUGCCAAUUUUAUUUACAAUUAACAAAAGUAAAAUAAUACUUGUCAUCGUCGUGUCGUUGUCAUCGUUGUCGUCAUUGUUGUCGUUCUUGUUGUCAUCUUUACUAUCACCCAUUGUGACGUUCGACUUCGCGGUGCGGUCGUUGUCGUCGUAUCGUCACAUUUUGUUGUCGAUUUUUAAGCGCAAAAAUGCAUGCAUAAUCUCUAUCUUUCCACCAAAACUAAACGUACUGUGACAUGAGGAGUUCUUUUUUCGCAGCAGCAGGCCAGCAUCGAUCAAUAACUCUUCCAUUGUGUACCUACCUACCUAUUGCUUCUUCCGUUGCAUUGAAGAGAAGUUACAAAAUCUCAAGGCAAACAUUUUAAAUAAGUGCGCGUUUUGUCCACCCUAAGGAACUUAACCAAGAAUAUAUGCUGCGUUUUGACUUGCUUCCUACCCAAAACCAAACCAACCCAACCCACAAUUUUGACUUGCCCACUUUUUGAGAGUUUUGGUUACAAACAAAUGAAACAAAAAAUUAACAUCACAAAAUUAUUGUAUAUUAUAAAAAUACGAGUACCUUUUUUAAGCAUUUUCUUUUUGUUUUUGUUUUUAAUUUUAUUUUUCUUGUUCAAUAAUUUUUGAUUGUUUUAUUUUAUUCAAAUUCAUAUUCUGACACAAAAUAACGUGCAAUUAGCUCGAAGUAGAUUUUUACUUUUUUGUUAAAUAUUUUACAUAUUUUCUAAUAUAGUUUUUAAUUUUAGUAGAAAAAUAAAAAAAAAAAGAAAAAUUAUUUUUUAAAAAAAUGUGAUUCUUUCACACAAAUAAGGUGUAAAAGUAGAUCGAUAAAAGUUUAACUUUAAUUUAUCUUUAAAUUAAAACAAAAAUAUGUAUAAUGUGAAAUUUUUGUAGGUUAUCUCGAAUUAUUAUUAUUUUCUUAUUCAUCUUCUUUUUUUAUUUUGUUUUAAAAUUAAAAUUAGUGUAAGUGAAGUUGUUGACAAAUUAAAAAAAAAUGUUAUUUGUUAAAAACAUUGAUAUAUCCUCCACAGGCAGAGUCUUCAAAAGAUGCAAAAAAGGCAACUUAUUAAAGUUUUUUUUUUAUUGUUUAUUGAAAAAUAAAAAUAAAACUAAUUUCUUGAUUUGUAGAAAAUUCGAAUUUAAGUGAAUCCAUGUGUACCUGUGUAAAUUUGAGCAAUAGAUUAAUAAUUUAACAAAA